Molecule: messenger RNA, 1257 nt
Organism: Trypanosoma conorhini
Lineage: Eukaryota; Euglenozoa; Kinetoplastea; Trypanosomatida; Trypanosomatidae
Product: DNA primase small subunit
Exons: 1
Coding region: 1-1257 (418 amino acids)
Biological process (GO): DNA replication, synthesis of primer
Cellular component (GO): alpha DNA polymerase:primase complex
Source: RefSeq, a predicted model, not a curated record
AUGCUGGACGAGGUCCAACUGCGGGAGUUCUAUGAGUUUGUCUACCCCGUCGAGCUCGUGACGCAGUGGCUGUCGUACAACUUCUCCACUGCGGGGAGGACGGCCGACGCAGCCGGCGCCGCGGACAGCGACGGCGCCGCCCUCGGUCCCCUGCUGUCGGAGGAGGCCGCCAAGAAGGAGCAGCGCAACAUCGCCGCGGAGGGUUAUCUUGCGCGGCGGGAGUUCUGCUUCACGCUUCUCGGUGACAUCUUUACACGCUUCCGAAGCUACGGCAACACGGCGGAGCUGCGACGCGACCUCAUUCGUUGCUACCCAGAGAAGAUUGACGUUGGCGCAGUCUACACCAUUCGACCCAAUCAGAAACAGAGCGCCUCAAGCAUUAUUCCCCUUGAGCGUGAACUUGUGUUUGACAUUGACAUGAGCGACUACGAUAGUGUACGGUCCUGCUGCAGUGGAAAGUCUAUUUGCAGCUACUGUUGGACGUGGAUGGCCUGUGCGGCCCACUUGCUGCGCAGAAUUCUCGAGGAGGACUUUGGGUUUCGUUACAUUCUGCCCGUGUUCUCUGGUCGACGCGGCAUUCACCUAUGGGUAUGUGACAAGCGAGCCUGCAAGAUGCACGACGACGAGCGUUCUGCGCUGGUGGGGUACUUGACGGUGGUGGUUCCCAAGGCCUCUCGCCAGGCUGUUGUGGCGGACUUUGUUAACGGCAAACCCAUUCACCCCACCAUUCGCUGUGUGCAGCGUGACAUCAUUGACCCAGCGUUUACCCGGCUCUUUUUGGAGUCCCCGGAGUCGAACCCAAACAGCGUACUGCACCCGAGAGGGGCCAGUGUUGUUUACACUGCAAUCGCUGCGGCGCUUAAAAUGGGUUCACGCCGUGACGUGGAGCAACGGUUUCUGCAGCACGUUCCCUUUGAGGAGGGCAAUAUACUGGACUGGGGUUACGUGAUACGGGCAUUGGGGGACGCCGCGGAGAAGGUCACGGCCGCGGCGCAGCUUCUGGUGAUGUACCCAAGGCUCGACGAGCACGUCACGACACGGCGGGACCACCUUUUGAAGCUGCCGUUUUGCGUGCACCCCGGCACGGCAUCUCUCUGUUGUCCGCUUGAGUGGGACAGUCUUGCCUCCUUCAACCCGCUCACCGACGCCCCAAAGCUGCAGGAGAUGCUGUUGAGCCGUCAGAUGGAUUUAAAGUGGCUGCAGCCGUUGCGGAGCAUGCUGCAGGAGAUGAGUCUCGACCCCGAGGAGGAGCGUUAG